UUGUAGAGAAGGCAUUUAUAACUCCUCAAUCCAACUAAAAUGUCGUGGACAAAUCGCAGAGAGAGAGAGAAAGAGAGAUGGCUUGGAAGAAUCUAUCUGUUCUUCGCAUCGUGUUGGUAAUCCUAUCGCUCUCUCUGACUGUGGCAUCAACUUCUUCUCAGAGUUUGGCGAAGCCUGGCUGCCAAGAAAAAUGUGGGAAAGUGAGCAUCCCAUAUCCCUUUGGGGUUGGAAAUGAUGAUUCAGACUGUUUCAGAGACUCAAAUUUCCACUUAGUUUGUAACACUUCAUCUGGCGAUCCAGUGCUUCUUCAUUCUGGUGGAGGAAACAUACCCUUCCGGAAUAUCUCGUUAGAAGGCCAAUCCACUGUCUAUUUCCGGAUUGCUAGCGACUGUUACAAUGAGUCUGGCGGCAGAACUUCUGACGGGUCCGAAAAAGUAGAUAUCACACUGGCAAAAAUAUCCAGCUUCUCGAGCACCCGAAACAAAUUCACGGCGAUCGGUUGCGACACCAAGGCCUACAUGUCGAGUUCAUUGUCAUCAGGUUAUUCUUUUACGAGCGGUUGCAUCUCAGCUUGUUCGACCAACGAAAUUCUGAUUAAUGGUUCCUGUUCCGGCAUUGGAUGCUGCCAGACUUCCAUUCCAAAUGGUCUUCAUACCUAUAACGUCAGCCUCUCCAGCUUUUACGACCACACCUACUCGUUGGACUUCAAUCCCUGCAGCUAUGCCUUCCUGGCUGACCAAGAUUGGUUUAAUAACUUCAAUUUCUCCUCACCCGACCUCAUGGAUCUCCCCAAGAAGARGCUUCCGAUCCGUUACGACGGAGCCCCUGUAACUCCAGUGGUGCUGGACUGGGUAAUCCCCGACGACAACUGCACCUAUGCAAUAAAGAAUCGGACGAGCUACGCAUGUGGAAACAACACCUAUUGCUCCGAUUCCUCCAACCCCACCGGCGGCUAUAAUUGUCACUGUAAGCAAGGUUACCGGGGGAACCCUUAUCUACCCCAAGGAUGCCAAGACAUUGAUGAAUGCAAGGAAGACAAUAACUGCACACAUAUUUGCACAAAUACAGUGGGGAGUUACUCUUGUUUGUGUCCCAAGGCGACUCACGGUGACGGAUUGUACGGAGGAUCUGGUUGAUCCAAGUUUGUCAAUUUUCUAGUAUUUUA
Molecule: messenger RNA, 1165 nt
Organism: Nelumbo nucifera (sacred lotus)
Lineage: Eukaryota; Viridiplantae; Streptophyta; Magnoliopsida; Proteales; Nelumbonaceae
Source: RefSeq, a predicted model, not a curated record